Molecule: messenger RNA, 701 nt
Organism: Soboliphyme baturini
Lineage: Eukaryota; Metazoa; Nematoda; Enoplea; Dioctophymatida; Soboliphymatidae
Source: the annotation of a GenBank genome assembly
AUGAUUCGAACGUUUGCUGGUUUCGCCGUUCUUGGCCUUGGCAUAUGGUCCCUUUGUUACAAAAGUGACUAUGCUUCGUUGCUGACAUCGAGCACGUACAUCGUCACCGUUUAUCUGUUUACAGCAGCGGGCGUGCUGGUAUUGUUCCUCGGCAUAUUCGGUUGCGUAGGUCUGUAUAAAGAAAAUCGGUCAUGUCUCCUUCUGUUCACCUUUUCGUUGUUGCUGAUUUUUGUGAUCGAGGCUGUCGCCGGAGUCUUGUCCUAUAUCUACUGUGAGCAGAUCGACCGCGAGCUGAAACAAAACUUUCAGCAAACGUUGAUGGAACGUUAUGGUAGUGAUGAAACCGUGACGAAAGCCACCGAUCGACUACAUGAAACGCAUGGUUGCUGUGGAGCGGAAAUGUUUCGGGACUGGCGCAACAGCACGUGGUAUAAGACAGUCAACUCAGAGGCACAGGCGAAAAAGCGUGACGGUAAAAUUCAACAAGUGCCAGACGUCUGCUGUCGGUCAGUAAAACCUGGUUGUGGGCGUCGCGAUCACCCUUCAAACAUUUACUAUGAGGGCUGUCUACCAGUUUUGAGGCACGAAAUACAAGAACAGGAGGUGAUUCUUGGCGCAGUGGCUCUUGGAAUUUCCGCCAUCGAGGUAAAUUAUUCAUUUAUGAAAUUAAUGCGACAGAUUGUAACAAAUUUCUUGUGAAU